Messenger RNA from Pleurotus ostreatus (oyster mushroom), 666 nucleotides. RefSeq lists its product as uncharacterized. The record is from RefSeq and is a predicted model, not a curated record. Gene Ontology annotation, biological process: transcription by RNA polymerase III. Gene Ontology annotation, cellular component: RNA polymerase III complex. The transcript is spliced from 5 exons. Lineage: Eukaryota; Fungi; Basidiomycota; Agaricomycetes; Agaricales; Pleurotaceae. Bases 1 to 666 code for a protein of 221 amino acids.
AUGUCGUUUCGAGGAGGCCGUGGUGGUGGUCGAGGUGGUGGUCGAGGUGGUGGUCGAGGGGGGUUUGGUCGAGGAGAACUACCCCCGAUGGGUCUCACAUUCGCCGAUAUUCAGACUAUGUCUCGCGAAGGAACUGCACUAUACCCUCCAAGGAACCCGCUUCCCGUCUUGGAGGCAUUAAAACCAUCGGAGAAGAGGGUCUACGAACUACAAAUUGGCUUUGAGACCCGUUUGCGCCAAUCCGAAUAUUAUCUCGUCGAAAAUGUCGUCUCGAAUGAUCUGCCUAGAUACUCUGACAAAUAUCUGACUACCGCAACCACUCAUCCGCCUCUCAAAAGGAAGCAUUUCAACUCGACGUUCUUCCCUGCAGAGAUAUAUGAAGCUUACUUCAACCCUCGCAAGAAACGCAAAGGCACCGCUCCCAACGUCCCUACAACUAAGCGCAUGAACCUCGAUGAAAUGAACGACGACGACGAGAUGGAAAAAUCCGGCGACGAACACUCCGAUGCUGGGUCGCAAGCAGAGGCCGAGGAUUACGAUGUCGACGAAGAAUACGACAACGACUAUGCCGAAAAUUACUUUGACAAUGGCGAGGGUGACGAUAUGGAUAACUUGGGCGAUGGCGGCGGCGAUGAUAUGGGUGGAGGUGGAGGGGACUAUGACUGA